Molecule: messenger RNA, 495 nt
Organism: Ilex paraguariensis (yerba mate)
Lineage: Eukaryota; Viridiplantae; Streptophyta; Magnoliopsida; Aquifoliales; Aquifoliaceae
Source: the annotation of a GenBank genome assembly
AUGAGUGAGCAAGACCCCAAGGAGCCUCCAGAGCCCAAGUCUAGAAAAAGGCAGAGGGAUUCGUAUUACUCCAUUAUAGCAGGUAAGACUACUACCUGUGAAUGGAUGGUGGAUUAUAGAAGCUUAGUGAAGAUUAUGCCAGUUCGUAGGAUUUUGCAGUUGGGUUUAGAAUUUUUCUUUCAAAAGGAGAAUAGAGUGGAGGGUAUGGAGGGUGGGCAAAUGGAUAUUCUGGAGACACAAUCACAGAUAGUGAAAGAGUUAGAGUUUUUAGCUGUGGUUCAAAAGAUGAUGUUUGAAGCUCUGCUGCCCAACUUGACUUAUCAAGAUGUUCCUCCGCCACCACUUAUUUCUCAGCCUAGUAGUUUAGUACCACCUUCAUCUAUGACUACACCACCUUAUGCCUUUGUGACUAAGCUGAGAGGAGAUGUGCAUGAGAUAUACAGUAGUGAGUCUAAAGAGGAGGGAGAGUACGAGUCAGAGGUUGAGUCUGAGUAG